Molecule: messenger RNA, 3447 nt
Organism: Parnassius apollo (apollo)
Lineage: Eukaryota; Metazoa; Arthropoda; Insecta; Lepidoptera; Papilionidae
Source: the annotation of a GenBank genome assembly
CUGUUGCAAAUGCUGAAAUUCUACGCACGCUUUGAGAUAAGCGACGAAACCGGAGAUCCAAUGACGGACCGCGACAUGACGCUGCAGCAUUACUCACGAAUAACAUCGUUACAGAAAGCAGCAUUCUCUAAGUUCCCUGAUCUCCGUCUCUUCGCGUUGGCUAAUGUUGCAAGUGUUGAUACCCGAGAAUCCCUACAAAAACAUUUCGGUAACCUAAGUGACAAAGCGUUGCGUGCCAUCGCGACGUAUCUGAAUCUAGUGCCACCUGAAGGAAAGGAACAAGAAGCGCCCUGGCAUCGUUUGGAUAAGGAUUUUCUCAGAGAGUUAUUGAUCUCCCGACAUGAACGGCGUAUAUCACAGCUGGAGGAGCUCAACUCUAUGCCUUUAUAUCCAACUGAAGAGGUGAUAUGGGAUGAAAACGUGGUCCCUACGGAGAUAUACAGCGGGGAGAACUGCCUCGCCCUGCCCAAACUGAACCUUCAGUUCUUGACACUGCACGAUUAUUUGUUAAGGAACUUCAACUUAUUCCGGCUCGAGAGCACAUAUGAAAUCCGACAAGAUAUUGAAGAUGCUGUGUACCGAUUGGCGCCAUGGCGGGCAGAAGAUGGCAGUGUUUAUUUUGGUGGCUGGGCACGAAUGGCGCACCCGAUUGAAAGCUUCGCGGUGGUAGAAGUUGCAAAACCUAACAUUGGAGAGAAAGCACCGUCCCGCGUGCGAGCAGAUGUUACAGUCAUCCUUAGCGUGAGAAACGAAAUAAAGCAAGAAUGGGAAAACCUUAGGAAGCACGAUGUCUGCUUUUUAAUUACAGUCCGACCAACACAAGGCAUAGGCACAAAAUAUGACUAUAGAAAGAGUAUGGUAGAGCAAGCUGGCAUUGUUUACGUGAGAGGCUGCGAGGUAGAAGGCAUGUUGGAUGCAUCUGGGAGGGUCAUUGAAGAAGGUCCAGAGCCUCGCCCUGAAUUAGACGGAGAUUCCAGAACCUUCCGUCUAUUACUCGACCCUAACCAAUACAGGCUAGAUUUGGAUCGUGCUAGCAAAGGAAAGGAGGAUGUGUACGAGACAUUCAAUAUAGUAAUGCGACGUAAACCAAAGGAGAACAACUUCAAAGCGGUGCUGGAGACUAUCCGCGAGCUCAUGAAUACCGAAUGCGUAGUGCCCGAGUGGCUUCACGACAUUGUACUGGGAUACGGAGAUCCGGGACAAGCACAUUACACCAGAAUGCCCAACGAAAUCCCGACUUUGGACUUCAACGACACGUUCCUGGAUAUGGAGCAUCUGCGGAACAGUUUUCCCGGGCACGAGAUUAAGGUGCAAACAGACGACCCACGGAAACUUGUCCGCCCGUUCAAGGUCACAUUUGAAAACGUUCUGCGAAAACAGAAGCUUGGAGAAGACGCUAUGGAUGAGGACGAGCCACACAAAGCUAUUGUAGUGGAGCCACACGUGCAACCCAAGCGAGGACCCUAUCUCUACAACGAACCUAAAAAGAACAAUAUCCUAUUCACACCAACGCAAGUUGAAGCAAUUCGUUCAGGAAUGCAACCAGGUCUAACGCUGGUUGUCGGUCCUCCAGGAACAGGUAAAACCGAUGUGGCGGUACAGAUAAUAUCCAACCUGUAUCACAACUUUCCAUGGCAGCGUACAUUAGUGGUAACGCAUAGUAACCAAGCACUUAACCAGCUGUUCGAGAAAGUCGCCGAACUCGAUGUGGACGAAAGACACUUGCUACGUCUCGGACACGGUGAAGAGGCGUUGCAAACUGACAAAGACUUCUCCAGAUACGGACGCGUGAACUACGUGCUGGCGAAGCGUUUGGAGCUCCUGGAGCUGGCGGCGAAGUUGCAGCGGUCGCUGCGCGCGGGCGGCGAGGCGGGCGCCACGUGCGAGCUCGCGCACCACUUCUACGUGUACCACGUGCGGCCGCGCUGCGACGAGUUCCUGCGCCUCUGCGCGCAGGACAAGACUAAAUCGGUUGAAACAAUCAGCAAAGAGUUUCCAUUCCACGAGUUUUUUGAAGACGCUCCCAAGCCUCUGUUUCCCGGAAAGUCUUACGAUGAAGACAUGGAAAUUGCACGAAGUUGUUUCAGGUACAUAGAUCACAUAUUCGAAGAGCUGGAGGAAUUCCGCGCGUUCGAAUUACUUCGGUCUGGUUUAGAUCGGUCCAAGUACUUAUUGGUAAAGGAGGCUAAAAUUAUCGCGAUGACCUGUACUCACGCGGCUCUAAAACGCUCGGAAUUGGUCCAGAUGGGUUUCAAAUACGACAACAUCCUAAUGGAGGAAUCAGCUCAGAUUCUCGAAAUUGAAACUUUCAUCCCACUGUUGCUGCAAAAUCCACAAGACGGUCGUUCCCGGCUCAAACGCUGGAUAAUGAUCGGCGACCAUCAUCAGCUCCCGCCUGUCGUCAAGAACAUGGCCUUUCAGAAGUACUGCAACAUGGAGCAGAGCCUCUUCACUCGGAUGGUUAGACUCGGGGUCCCUUACGUCGAACUGGACGCACAGGGUCGAGCUAGACCAAGCAUUUGCAACCUUUACCGAUGGCGGUAUCGCGCGCUCGGUGACCUCGGCCACGUGCUACGGCUUCCGGAGUACCGUGCGGCCAACGCGGGCCUGCUGUACGACUUCCAGCUAAUCGAUGUGGGUGACUUUAACGGCGCCGGCGAAACUGAACCCAGCCCAUACUUCUACCAGAAUCUAGCGGAAGCAGAGUACGUGGUAGCGGUGUUUAUGUAUAUGCGCUUGGUGGGAUGGCCGGCGGAGCGCAUCUCAAUACUUACCACCUAUAAUGGCCAGAAGCAUCUCAUCCGCGAUGUCGUCGACAAACGAUGUGCGGGAAACCCGCUCAUAGGUAGACCGCAUAAGGUGACGACCGUGGACAAGUACCAGGGGCAGCAGAACGACGUGGCGCUGGUGUCGCUGGUGCGCACGCGCGCCGUGGGCCACGUGCGCGACCUGCGGCGCCUCGUGGUGGCCGCGUCACGAGCUCGCCUCGGUCUCUACAUAUUCGCACGCGCAGAUCUCUUCCGCAACUGCUUCGAACUGCAGCCUACUUUCAACCAGUUAGUGGAGCGUCCGCUGCAACUACAACUGGUGGUGGGCGAGCGGUUCCCGGCACAGAGAGCUUGCGGCGCGCAAGUGCCGGCGGCGCGCGUGCUGCACGUGCGCGACAUGCCGCACAUGGCGCGCUACGUGUAUGACCUGUACCUCGACAUCGUGCGCUCCGGACAACACGCACACGCACGCACGGAGGACGGCAUGUGGAGCGCGCCGGGCAGCGGGUCGGCGGCGCGGCCGCGCGAGCCCGGCUGCCUGCGCGCCGCGCACCCCGGCGCCGGCGACAGUGAUGACGACGACGACUCCGCUCCGCAGCCGCAACCAGCAAGCACAGACGCACCCACGUUCACGCCCACCGAGAUUGUUAACGAACUCGAACAUGCGCCGGACACCUGA